Beta vulgaris subsp. vulgaris (sugar beet) is the source of this 1508-nucleotide messenger RNA. Its product is annotated as GDSL esterase/lipase At5g03820. Gene Ontology annotation, molecular function: hydrolase activity, acting on ester bonds. The record is from RefSeq and is a predicted model, not a curated record. Bases 183 to 1247 code for a protein of 354 amino acids. The transcript is spliced from 5 exons. NCBI's taxonomy places the organism in Eukaryota, Viridiplantae, Streptophyta, Magnoliopsida, Caryophyllales, Amaranthaceae.
AGUUACUGUAGUAGUGUGGUAGGACUUGGAUAGGUGUCCAACUUAUGCAACUGAUACGUACUCAGCCUCCUUUAAUACAACCUCAACUACCCAUCCCCUCAAUAGUAUUUUGAACCAUCUAUUUUACACACAUACACACACUCUCUUCUCUCUAUCUGACUAUCUCUCAGUGAAAGGAAGCAAUGAAAAUGGUGUUUGCAAAAAGUGUGUUGUUUUCUUCUAUUUUGCUUGUUGUUUUGGUUUCUCAACAAAGUAAAGCAGAGCCUCUAGUACCCAUACUUUGCAUAUUUGGUGAUUCUGUUGCUGAUACAGGCAACAAUAAUGGCCUCUACACCAUUAUCAAAGCUAACUUUCCUCCUUAUGGUAGAGACUUUGUAACUCACACUCCUACUGGAAGGUUUUGCAAUGGCAAAAUUGCCACUGAUUUUACUGCUGAGAAUCUGGGGUUUUCUGCAUAUCCACCAUCUUACCUGACCCAAGCAGCACAAGGAAAGAACCUACUCAUAGGCGCUAACUUUGCUUCAGCUGGUUCUGGCUACUCCGAAAGAACAGCAAACUUAUAUAGGGCGAUAUCACUGACGCAACAGUUGGGAUACUACAAAGAAUAUCAGAGUAAGGUGACAAAAAUGGUGGGAAGUGAAAGAGCUAAUAAAAUGUUUAGUGGUGGAAUUCAUAUUCUAAGUGCAGGAGCAAGUGAUUAUAUUCAGAAUUACUACAUCAAUCCUUAUGUUUAUCGACAGUAUUCACCUGAUCAAUAUGCUGACCUUCUCAUGACCUCUUUCACCAACUUCGUUCAGACAUUGUAUGGGCUCGGAGUAAGGAGGAUCGGAGUAACAAGCUUACCACCAAUGGGGUGUUUGCCAGCAGCCAUUACUCUCUUCGGAGGAGGGAGCAACGAAUGUGUAGCAAGACUUAACAAAGAUGCUGAAUCAUUUAACACAAAACUAAAUGGCAUGGCACAGAGCUUGCAGACAAAACUCACUGACUUAAAAUUGGUGGUUUUUGACAUUUACCGGCCUCUCCUAGAGAUGAUAGCACAUCCCAUUGAAAAUGGGUUCUUUGAAACAAGGAAAGCUUGCUGUGGAACGGGGACAAUAGAGACAUCCCUACUUUGCAAUGAAAGGUCCGUGGGGACAUGCUCCAAUGCUACACAGUAUGUUUUCUGGGAUGGGUUUCAUCCUUCUGAAGCAGCGAACAGCGUAUUGGCUGGUGCUCUCCUAACUCAGGGAUUUCCCCUGAUUGGUUAAAUCAUCAUGAAACAGUUUCGAUCCUUCUUCAUCCAUGGAACCACAGACCGGGGGCUUGGAUCUUUCUGCUUCUCUGGCAGAGAUAACAUCUAUAAAGGAGUGUAACUUGAGACUACUUGAUUUUGCUCCAUGUAAAGCACGUGUGCUUUAGUAAGAAUUUAGUAGUACUAGCUGUGUUCCUAGAAGCUUAGUACUUGACAAGACACCAACAUGUUGCUAAAUAUGCAGGGUCCGUCAUUUAAACCAGGACAGUUCAUUUAA